AACAUUCGAUCGAUCAAGAGUCAUUCAUAUGAUUUAUUAUCUUAUACGUUGAUUAGCUUGCCAGAGUUUUAUCUGGUACUUCUGGUAAAUAUGUUUUUCCAGUGAGAGUGGAGGCUAUGGGCAGGUGUUUAGAAGUCUGUUUUUUUAUUUAUAUAACGCAUCUGGUCGAAUCAACCUUGAAUUUAUCCGUUAUCUGUAAUCCAACAUUCCAAACGUGUAAAUUAUCUCGGCUGUCAAAUCGAUCCGGUUACUAACUAUCUAGCUAGCUUUUUGUGUCUUCAGUUUAAGAUUUUAAUCAAUAUUUUAUUCGAAAACAUUGUUACUUGUAACGAUGUAAGCUUGAACAGCUCCUGUCCCAGCAGUGGCCAUCGGCACAAUGGGGCUGGACUUUGACGUGAAGACUUUCUGCCACAACCUCCGAGCCACCAAGCCCCCUUACGAGUGCCCCGUGGAGACCUGUCGCAAGGUCUACAAGAGCUACAGCGGCAUCGAGUACCACCUCUACCACUACGACCAUGACAACCCCAUGCCCGCACAGGGCAUGCCCCAGAAGAAGAGGAAGGGGCGCCCCCCUCGGGUGUCCCUGGUGGGGACCGGGGACGGGGAGGGAGGGGUGGGAAAGGGAUGUGGGCCAGGGCAGGGAGGGAACACCCCUGGGAGUCCUAACCAGUCAGAGCACUCCCACUCCCCAGGCAGAGAGACAAUGACAUAUGCCCAGGCCCAGCGCAUGGUGGAGCUGGAGAUCCAUGGACGCAUCCACCGCAUCAGCAUCUUUGAGAACAUUGACGUCGUGUCGGAGGACGACAGCGGGGCAGAGGACCCUCCGUCCUCGGGCGGAAGUGGGGGAGGGGCGUGUAAUGGGGGUGACAGCGGGGGAGGAGGGAGUGAGGUGGGGGGCAACGGCAAGGACAGGCCAGAUACCCCUGCUGCUAACGGGGGUAAGGCCACACCCAAGUCUGGGAAGCACAAGAGUAAAGAGAAAAAGAAGGAGGGAUCGUCGCACCACCACAGCACUUCCUCUGGCCCGGCGGUCAAACUGCCUGAGGUGGUGUACAGAGAGCUUGACCAGGAGAGGCCCGACGCUCCCACACGACACACAUCCUACUACAGGUACAUAGAUAAGUCGGUGGAGGAGCUGGAUGAGGAGGUGGAGUAUGACAUUGAUGAGGAGGACUAUAUCUGGCUGGACAUCAUGAAUGACAAGCGGCGUAGUGACGGGGUGACGCCCAUCCCCCAGGAAGUGUUUGAGUACCUCAUGGACCGGCUGGAGAAGGAGUCCUACUUCGAGAGCCACAACAAGACGGACCCCAGCGCCCUGAUCGACGAGGACGCCGUCUGCUGCAUCUGUAACGACGGCGAGUGUCAGAACAGCAACGUGAUCCUGUUCUGUGACAUGUGUAACCUGGCCGUGCACCAGGAGUGUUACGGCGUGCCCUACAUCCCUGAGGGCCAGUGGCUGUGUCGCCGCUGCCUCCAGUCCCCCAGCCGCGCCGUCGACUGUGCCCUCUGCCCCAACAAGGGUGGGGCCUUUAAACAGACGGACGACGCACGCUGGGCCCACGUGGUGUGUGCACUCUGGAUCCCCGAGGUGUGUUUUGCCAACACAGUCUUCCUGGAGCCCAUCGACAGCAUCGAGCACAUCCCCCCGGCGCGCUGGAAGCUCACCUGCUACAUCUGCAAGCAGCGCGGCUCAGGGGCCUGCAUCCAGUGCCACAAGGCCAACUGCUACACAGCCUUCCACGUCACCUGUGCCCAGCAGGCCGGCCUCUACAUGAAGAUGGAGCCCGUCAGGGAGACCGGCGCCAACGGCACCUCAUUCAGCGUCCGCAAGACCGCCUACUGCGACAUCCACACCCCGCCCGGCUUAGCACGCCCCCUCGGGGGGGUGGGAGGGACUAGCAUGGGCUCCUCCCACAGUGAAGGCGAGCUGGAGGAAGACGAUGAGCCCAGUAUAGGUCACGAUGACGACACCAAGGGCUGGAGCUCAGAGCGGGCCAAGAGGGCCAAGGCCAAGUCCAGACUGAAGAUGAAGAGAGCUAGGAAGAUACUGGCUGAGAAGAGGAACGCCGCGCCCGUGGUGUCUGUGCCAUGUAUACCCCCACACAGGCUCAGUAAGAUCACCAGUAACCUGACAGUGCCCAGGAAGAGCCAGUUUAUGCAGCGACUGCACAGUUACUGGACCCUGAAGAGGCAGAGCCGGAAUGGCGUCCCUCUGCUGCGCCGGCUCCAGACCCACCUGCAGUCACAGCGCAACACGGAGCAGCUACAGCCGCAGCCGCAGGCGCCACAGUCACAGGUUCCCACGGUAACCACCACACAGGCUCUGUCUGGUGUUGUUAUCACAGCGAAGGACAGUGAGGAGAAUAACUUGGCUCUGAAGGAGCAGCUGAAGGCAUGGCAGAGACUGAGACAUGACCUGGAGAGAGCCAGACUACUGGUGGAGCUCAUCCGCAAGAGAGAGAAGCUCAAAAGGGAGACGAUCAAGGUGCAGCAGAUGGCGCUAGAGAUGCAGCUGACUCCCUUCUUGGUCCUGCUGAGGAACACACUGGAACAGCUCCAGGACAGAGACACCAGCAACUUCUUCACUGAGCCUGUCCCCCUGGCCGAGGUGCCAGACUACCUGGACCACAUCGAGAGGCCAAUGGACUUCCAGACCAUGUGGAACCUACUAGAGGCUCACUGCUACCUCAGCUUCGAAUCCUUUGAGGCAGACUUCGGCCUCAUCGUCAACAAUUGCCUCAAAUACAACGCCAAGGACACAGUGUUCUACCGUGCUGCUCUGCGCCUCCGGGAGAUGGGUGGGGCCGUGAUCAGGACCGCUCGCAGACAGGCCGAGCGAAUCGGCUUGGACUAUGACACAGGUAUGCACCUCCCUCGAGAGCCCAGCCCGGACAGCCAGCGUGACAGAGAGAGAGACCGAGAGAGGGAGAGAGAGAGGGACAGGGACCGAGAACGAGAACGAGAGAGGGACCGAGACGGAGACAGGCCGCUGUCUUCCAAUGAGGAGGACCUGCUCUUACCAGAGAACCGGCGGCGGCUGCCAUUGGAGGAGCAGCUGUGUUUCCUGCAGGCGCGCUUUGAUGAGGUCAACUCGGGGAAGCACAGCAUUGGUCAGUCGCGGCGUGCCAAAGCCCUGAGGAAGGAGAUGACUGUCAUCAAGAGGAAACUUGCCCACCAGAGAGAGGGUGGCUCGGGCAUGGGGGGCAGGGAUUCAGGGGGCGGGGGGGACAGGGGACCAUCCCUCCCCCAUCACCCCUCCUCCACGGGACGCCACGACGAGGGGGAAGAGAGCAGCAGUCAGGAGAUCAGUGGCAAGGAUCUAAAUGCAUCAUCCUCAGCUCUAGCUCCAGAGGUGGGACGUCGUACCUCUGUCCUUUUCUCCAAGAAGAACCCCAAAAUGGCCGGACCCCCCAAGAGGCCGGGCCGUCCCCCUAAGAACAGAGACACGGGACACAGAGGGGCAGGGGUGAGCCCCAGUCCAAUAGGUCCCCCUCAGCUGGCCCUCUUGUCACCCCCUCGGCAGAGGAAGAGACCCCACAGCAGCUCCAGCUCCGAGAGCGACAGUGACAUCGACGACCUCCUCCCGAGCCUGCCCACUAACGGUUUUGGCGGGGCCAACCAGCCGGUGACGGAGAGUUUUCGGGUGUACAGAAACGAGAGGAGCCUCCCUCGAUCCAGCUCUGACUCUGAAUCCACCACUAGCAGCAGCAGUAGUGCUGCCUCUGACAGAACCAGUACCACUCCGUCUAAGCAGGGCCGGGGGAAGCAGUCGUUCUCUCGUUCGGCCUUCCAGGAGGACAGCAGUGAGGAGACAUCAGGGACAGAGAACGACUCCUACUCUGUGGGAGGGUCACGCAGCGUCUCACACUUAGGGUGGGGCCGGGGCCGAUCAGGUUGUAGGACGCCAUCAGAUGACUACUCUUCCCUUGACGCUCUGGACCUGGUGUGGGCCAAAUGUAGAGGCUAUCCUUCAUAUCCUGCUCUGAUCAUAGAUCCUAAGAUGCCCAGGGAGGGGGUAUUCCACAGAGGGGUUCCUAUCCCCGUGCCCCCCCUGGACGUCCUGAAGUUGGGGGAGCAGAUGACCCAAGAGGCCCGGGAACACCUCUUCCUGGUACUCUUUUUCGACAACAAGAGAACCUGGCAGUGGCUGCCGCGUUCUAAGCUGGUUCCUCUGGGGGUGGACCGGGAGCUGGACAAGGAGAAAAUGCUGGAGGGAAGGAAGUCCAACAUCCGCAAGUCAGUGCAGGUGGCCUACCACCGUGCCAUGCAGCACCGCAACAAGGUCCAGGGAGACCCCAGUAGCGACACCAGCGACAGCGACUGAGCACACGCACCCACAUGCACAGGAUGCACACACAGGCUGCACACUCCCGCAGAUAUGCCGAACACACACACAUAGACAGACACACAAACCCACACGUCUUUGCUGGCCAACCCCUCGUAUUGAUAGGGUAUUGGUUUCAGAUCUGUGGCCUUGGAGAGCCUAGCACCCAGCACAUAGGAGAAUAUGCCAGUAGUACCUAUUGGAAAGCACAUGCAACACCCUCUCUCCAACACACACACACACAUUGUUGGCACACACAGUGGUAUUUAAUCUGAGAUGUAAAAUAUGUAUUUAAGAGAAUUGAAACAAAAAGGGUAUUAAGAAAAAAUUUUAUUCCCGGCAUCAUGAUUGAGAAUUGUCCUUGCAUAUGGUUGAUAUGAGUGUUUACCAGCGACUGAAGAACAUGGUCUGCAGAAGGUCGUAUAACACAAAUAUGCACAUACACACACAUAUACAUUCAAACAGGGAAAUGCAUAUACACACACAAAGCUCUUCUCACAGGAAAAUAUGCACACACACACAUCCACACACCACAUGGUGUGCACUUAUGUUUCCACAGUAUCACUGGUCCAACACCCCCUCUACGCAACUCCCCCUGCAGCCCCCUCGGAUCCCCGUGUCCAAUCAUGGCUUAGUGGAGCACGGGGUCGGACGGUAUUGGGCAAUCGACUGUGAGCAAAGCAGCUUCCUCUGUUAUUUAUUCCGUCUCCCAAGGACCUCCAGUCUUCUUCUAUCUAGUCUGAUGGACCGUCUCCACAACAUUGCAUUUUGCAGUCAUUUCCUCUACUCUUCUGUAUGUGUUUAUUUGGUCUGUUUGUACUAUUCUGGCCGCUGGUGAAUAAUGAAGACUAAUGUAAAUGUGAUGAGAAACACACGCCAGCCUCACUGUCUGUUCUAGUCUCGGGCCAAUGGCUUUAGAAUUUUUAUAUAUACAGAUUACAUAAAAUAGAAAUUUAAUAAAAUAAUUGAGUUUUGUA
Molecule: messenger RNA, 5301 nt
Organism: Coregonus clupeaformis (lake whitefish)
Lineage: Eukaryota; Metazoa; Chordata; Actinopteri; Salmoniformes; Salmonidae
Product: peregrin
Exons: 16
Coding region: 377-4324 (1315 amino acids)
Biological process (GO): regulation of transcription by RNA polymerase II
Cellular component (GO): MOZ/MORF histone acetyltransferase complex
Molecular function (GO): protein binding
Source: RefSeq, a predicted model, not a curated record